AGGUCGGAGGAGGUUGAGAACAGCGAGGCCGGCGCUUGCACAUCCUUGCCUGAAGAUGGGCGCUUGAAGCGUUACUACACCCUUCUCUUCCUCCGCUUUCCGAGUCGCGAUGUCGGUUCUCUUGGAGACAUCUCUAGGAGACAUAGUCAUCGAUCUUGAAGUCGAAUCAUGUCCUAAUACAUGUCAGAACUUCCUUAAACUCUGCAAGGUCUAUUAUUACAAUUUACACGCGUUCUUCAAUGUUUCGAAGGAUUUUCUUGCACAAACUGGUGAUCCAUCAGCUACAGGGACAGGAGGCGAGUCUAUAUGGUCUUUCAUAGGCUCACAACAAGGCAAACAGGUCCCACGCUACUUCAGCCCCGAGUUUGUUCCUCGCUUAAAGCACAAGCACAAAGGAACGGUCUCCAUGGCCGUCGCGCCAGCACUAGAAGGCGAGAAAGGAGGCUGUGGAAGUCAGUUCUUCAUCACUCUAGCCGACAAUAUUGAUUAUCUGGAUGGGAAGCAUGCGGUGUUUGGCCAUGUCGUGGAAGGCCUCGAAACCCUGGACAAACUCAAUGAGGUAUUUGUCGAUCAAGACGGGCGGCCUCUGAAGGAUGUGCGUAUUCGUCACGUUGAGAUACUUGACGAUCCAUUCCCUGAUCCUGAAGGCCUCACUGUUCCGGACACUAUCCCUACGAAGCCACCAGAUAACUCUACUCGGAUUGCUGAGGAUGAAGAUCCGCUGGCUACGCUCCCAGAGGAGGAAGCCGAAGCUGAACGCCGAAAGCAAGCUGCAAGGGCGUCUGCGUUAACAUUGGAAAUGGUUGGCGAUCUUCCAUUUGCCAAUGUACGACCCCCCGAAAACGUGUUAUUCGUGUGCAAGCUCAAUCCAGUGACUCGGGACGAAGAUCUGGAGCUGAUAUUCUCGCGCUUUGGCCCAAUUAUGAGCUGCCAGGUUAUUAGGGACAAAAGAACGGGCGAUUCGCUCCAAUAUGCAUUCAUUGAAUUUGAUAAAAGAGAAGAUGCUGAGCAGGCCUACUUCAAAAUGCAAAAUGUUCUAGUUGAUGAUCGCCGGAUAUGGGUAGACUUCUCGCAAUCGGUCGCGAGGCUGAACAAUACAUGGUCGAACGAACCCAAGAUGGGACCGAGAAUGACGCGUGGAGGGAAGGGCAAAAGCGGCGGCUUUGGCGGUCGAGAGGACCUUGAGCCCACGCGGAGAUACCGAGAAGGGUCAGAGGAACAGCGGCACUCCUAUGGUUUGGUAUUCGAUGUUCCAUCUGACGAGCGUUCUCGGCAUCGACACAGCAGGAGUCCGAGGAGGGCCAAAUCAAGAGAGAGAAGGCGCUCCCGGUCUCCUCGACACCGAGAUGGGAAACCAUAUGAGCGCGAAAGACGAAGGAGCCGCGACAGAGAUCGACCGUCUAGGGAUCGGUAUGACAGACGAUAGUAUUGUGUAUGCGGUAUCGUGCCUUCCAUUUAUUCACGCCCGUUUCGCAAUUUCUUGUCGGUUUCAACUUGGAUUCAGGCUCAGAGUCGACAAGACUACCAAUGUGCCAGCCUUCUUCGUACCGGUUGUCAGCUCCUAUCAUU
Molecule: messenger RNA, 1569 nt
Organism: Somion occarium
Lineage: Eukaryota; Fungi; Basidiomycota; Agaricomycetes; Polyporales; Cerrenaceae
Source: the annotation of a GenBank genome assembly